[Torrubiella] hemipterigena is the source of this 3537-nucleotide messenger RNA. The record is from the annotation of a GenBank genome assembly. Lineage: Eukaryota; Fungi; Ascomycota; Sordariomycetes; Hypocreales; Clavicipitaceae.
AUCUGAUUUAUCGUAAGCAUAAUUCUUAACCUCAAAAGAACAGUAUUACUCAGCUUCAGCCAUCUGCACCAGUAUACGUCGUCUUAUUCGAUCUUGAGCAUUUUGUCCAGGUUUCGCCCGUGCCACAAUGCCAGCCUGCAUCAGGGUGCAGGCUGCGUUCGUGGCGCGCUCCCAUUCGCGAGAUUGGCGCUGGCUCUGCUGCCCAAAGUCAGCUGGGCGCUCAACGAGUCCUUUUCUUCCCUUCCUUAACACCGUGACCCAACCCCAUGCGGAGGUUUUAACGUGACUGGCAAGCAUAUAUCGAACGGAGGACGUAUAUACAAUGGUAAGUUGCCGCCAAUGUAUACUUACGCCAGCUAACUGAAGUAUAUAGCCGCUGCGACAGCUAUAUCCCGACCCGAAGUCGACCCUAAGCGACGCAUCAAGCGAUGCAAAGGUCGAGUACGUUGUCCAAUUGCCAUUCGUGGCUCUGCUAACAGUACCAGCAUCAUCGCCGUACACGGCCUGAAUCCCCGAAGCAAAGAUGAUGCCGCCCAUGCGUGGGACACAUGGCGCACACCCGCGGGACGCGACGGCCACCUCUGGCUCCGCGACGAUCUACCCGAACACGUCCCUACGUCACGGAUCUUCUUGUACGAGUACAACGCAACGGCCGUGUACGGUAAGGAUAGGAGCACGUUCAUCGACAAGGCCAGCGCACUGCUAGAGGCAAUCAGGGCGGAGAGGGACGAGGCGGAAUCUCGUCCAAUCCUCCUGCUAGGCCACAGCAUGGGCGGACUGCUGAUCAAGCAAGCUCUAAUCAACGCGCACAAUAACCCCGACUACACUCCGAUCAAGAAUGCCACGACGGGGCUGGCAUUUUUCGCUACACCACACCACGGCGGGGACUGGAAGUUGGUAAGCCUGGGAGCCGUUGCAGCCAAGGUCGCAUCGACUUUGGGAUUUCAGAAAGGGGAUGACGUGCUGGAAACCCUCAAGACCGGAAACAUUUUCUCAGAUUUCAUGCAAGAGCAUUGGAGGCACCAGUUGGAGCGCUAUAGCAUUGUCUCUUUCUGGGGAAGUCUGGACAACGUAUGUUCAUAGUACGCGGGGCUUGGCAUGUGCUGACCGUCUGAUGCAGGUUGUUCCAAGAGAGAGCGCGCGGCUGGGUAUGCCGGGCGACCGAGAGAGGAUUGUGCAGCUGAACGCAGACCAUAGUGCAGUGUGCAAGUUCGGGCCGAGCCAGGCAGAUCAAGACAACUUCAAGCUAGUGCGAAGCAGCAUCAAAAGCCUCUACAAGAACGCACUCGAAAGUGGCACCACAAAUACGCCGUCUGAUACCUCAAAAAACUAUGUCCCAAGCUAUCCGGCUACGUCGAUAAUGCCAGUCAAAACAUUCGUCCAGCGACGGCAGCUUCGUGAUAAGAUCAGAGAACAACUUUGCCGUGAGCUGGACGUCGACAGACAAGGAGACACGAAAAAGGUCGGCGUGUAUGGGUUAGGGGGUGCAGGAAAAUCGCAGCUAGCUCUCAGUUAUCUUCAGCAGUACCGCGGCGAAUACGAUGCAACAUUCUGGAUUCAGGCUGGCCAGGCAACAUCAGUUGAACAAGACUUCCUGAGGAUCGCCCAUCAGCUCCCCGGCGGCAUGAAACUUGAGGGCCAACCAUCUGCAGAUGAAAUUAUUCUGGCGGUUCAUAGCUGGUUCAAUAGGAGGCCUGGAAAGUGGCUCUUCGUAUUUGAUGGCGCUGAUGAGCUAGACGAUAUGGAUGAUGUACACUUCGUUGACAUUGACCUCUACAUCCCUGGGUCCGCCCGUGCUCAUGUGAUAGUCACGAGCAGAAGCACAAUUGCGAGAGACCUGUCAACGUUCGAAGGAGUGGAAGUUUGCGAGCUUGAAGAUAUGCAGGCGAGGGAGCUCUUCUACAAGUGCUCUGGGCUCGACGGCUUGGCAUCAAAAUGGGCAGAGGAAAUUGGGAGGAUUGUGAGAGAGCUGGGAUAUUUAGCCUUGGCAAUCACGCUCGCAGGAUCGUAUGUGUCACACAAGCCAAGGUUAACAUCUCACCUAUAUGAGUAUCUCGAUGAGUACCGAAAGCAGCGAAAGCGGGUACUAGAGAUGAAGCCAACCAAGGUCGUCCACCACUAUGAUCAUAGUGUAAUGGCAACGUGGGAGAUGUCAUACGCAGCGGUUGGCGACAAGUUGCCAGCAGCAUGUCGACUAUUAACGCUACUAACCUUCCUCAACUACGAGGAUAUUUAUCUUGAACUCUUCGCUCAAAGGUCUCUAGCUGCCCGAUUCGUUUCUCGGUCCUGGUCAUGGUUGAUCCAAGAAGGCGAGGUCGACCUCCAUCUGCUUGAGGACUCCUUUGCGAUGUUGGAGAAGUAUUCGCUUCUUCAACGGCUACAAAACGGGCCUAAGUACUCCAUGCAUCGACUGGUGCAUGCCUGGGGCUACGACAGGCUUGUUGACCCGCAAAAUAUCAGUCUAUAUUGUAUUGCCGCAUCUAAGCUCUUAAUUGGAGCAGUUGCCAACACAAAAUAUUUCCGGACCACACCCCAGAGCAAGCUACGAUUAGCGCCACACAUACAGGCGAACUUCGAGAGAGCCAGCUGGUUGAUGAGAGGGGUUGAAGGAGACCGAAUAGACCUGGUUGAUGGGAUUGAAAUAUUAGCAAUCUUUUUAUCGAAGAUUGGACGCUGGUAUGAAGCGUUGCCACUGGAGACCGAGGUGUUGGAGAAAAGGAGACAGAUUCUUGGUGACGAGCACCUCGAUACAAUCUUCGCUAGAAGCAACGUUGCAUGUAUACUUGGCGACCAAGGAAAGCUCAAAGAAGCAGCAGCGAUGUACAAUGAGGUGUUGAUGAAAAGGAGACAAAUUCUUGGCGACGAGCACCUCGACACAAUCUUAGCUAUAAGCAACGUUGCACGUAUACUUGGCUACCAAGGCAAGCUCAAAGAAGCAGCAGCGAUGCAGAAUAAGGUGUUAGAGAAAAGAAGACAGAUCCUUGGCGACGAGCACCUUGAUACAAUUACAGCCAUAAAUGACCUAGCCACUACACUUGCCAACCAAGGCAAGCUCAAAGAAGCAACAGCGAUGUUCAAUGACGUAUUGGAGAAAAGGAGACAAAUCCUUAGCAAUGAGCACCUUGACACGAUUUCAACUAUGCACAACUUGGCUACUACACUUGGCCACCAAGGCAAGCUCGAAGAAGCAAUAAUGAUGCUUAAUGAGGUGUUAGAGAAAAAGAAACAGAUCCUUGGUGACGAGCACCCCAAUACACUUAUAGCCAUGAGCAACCUUGCUACGGCACUUGGCUGCCAAGGCAAGCUCAAAGAAGCAAUAGUAAUGCUUAAUAAGGUGUUAGAGAAACAGAGGCAGAUCCUUGGUGACAAGCACCCCGACACGAUCUUAGCCAUAAAUAAUCUUGCUGGUAUACUUAGUGAGUAUAACGCAUUGUGAGAAGAGAUACCAUAAGCUACUAAAUUAUUGAAGAUACUAGAGUAGAAGUAAUAUUAGAAUGAAUAAUAUAGCUAAUUUAUUUACAUACAACUAGUUGCCUA